This is a messenger RNA of Parnassius apollo (apollo), 885 nucleotides long. NCBI's taxonomy places the organism in Eukaryota, Metazoa, Arthropoda, Insecta, Lepidoptera, Papilionidae. The record is from the annotation of a GenBank genome assembly.
AUGUCAGACUCUGAGCGAUUACUCAAUAAUGGUGCAACUUCAAGAGAAAAUGAUGAAUCAAGAGCAGAUGGUGAUACUGCUGUUGGUGUUUCUGAUCGUGAAGCAUAUUUUCAAGCUCUUCGACUUUGGAUACAGCAAGCGCAAAUGUACCAAAACUUCUCCACUUGCUUCCCUUAUUACAUGAUGACUUUUCAAGGGCUUCACAAUAAUCCAACAAAUGUACCACUUUUGAAUAAUAACUACCAGUUUCAAGGACACCAGUUCCCAUUUCAAGUACCAAAUCCUAGACCAACUCCGGAAAACCCACAUCCAGCUGAACCUCUUACACCUGCUGAAGUUAUUACCAGGAAUGGAGGUUAUGAGUAUAUCAUACCACCACUCUACAAACGAUUGUUAGCUGAAUUUAUUGAUUUCAUGCUACUGUUUAUUCUUAAACUUAUUGUAACAUUCAUAGCAGUGGAUAUGUUUGAGUUAAUAGAUCUUGAGAAAUUUGACUUCUACAAGUUUAGUGAACACUACGAUGAUUACAAGUAUGCAAUGGAACUGACUUCUGAAAUUUUAUUUUUGGAAAUUAUUUACAGGAUUUUAGUUUGUAUUUUUGAGGCAUUUUGUUUAAGCGGCAGUGUAGGUCGCACAGGAGGUGCUACGCCAGGAAAGGCCUUACUUGGUCUCAGGGUAGUUACUGCAUCUGCUGUUAUUCCAGUUGAAGGUAGACCCAAGGAAACCGUGCUGUUAUAUCCAGGAAGACCGCUUAGUUUCUUCCUAGCUUUAAUUCGGCCGCUAGCACUAGCAGUCACCGCGUGCAUAGAUUACCGCGUGGACGCCGUGCAGACCGCUUGCUUGCAUCGCGUGGUCAACGAGGCAUCGACUACCGAGCGAUCCUGA